Messenger RNA from Cannabis sativa, 807 nucleotides. RefSeq lists its product as uncharacterized. The record is from RefSeq and is a predicted model, not a curated record. Lineage: Eukaryota; Viridiplantae; Streptophyta; Magnoliopsida; Rosales; Cannabaceae. Gene Ontology annotation, molecular function: RNA-DNA hybrid ribonuclease activity; nucleic acid binding. Bases 1 to 807 code for a protein of 268 amino acids. The transcript has a single exon.
AUGCAUCUCUUAGUUUCUUGUCCAUUCGCUUGGUCAUGUUGGGAGUUCUCGGGACUUACUACUGUUGGCAGGGAGUCAUCAACCUUACUGUCGUGGCUGGAAGCUUCUGCUACUCGUGUGGAUAACGAGGCUUUAUGUAAAAUUGUGAUGAUAUGUUGGGCCAUAUGGUCAGCAAGAAAUGAUCUCAUAUGGCAGCAGCGUGUUCGAACGGUUCAGGAUGUGGUUGUGUUUGCAAGUUCGAGACUUGAUCAAUACAUAAAAGCUCAAGGGUGGGGGAAUAUUCCUUUGCUUUCACCUCUUAAAGAAGGUGAUGGCUUGGAGCGCUGGAUCAAACCGAAUUCAGGCAUCAAGCUCAAUGUUGAUGCAGCCACUUUCGAUCGUGAUUCCAAACAUGGGUUCGGGUGUGUGGUGAGGGAUAACAAUGGGGAGCUGCUUUCAGUCAUUGCAAGCUUCAAAAAUGGCAAAGUUUCACCCGAGCUAGCUGAGAUUAUGGGCAUUAGAGAGGCUUUAAGCUGGCUCAAGAGUAACAACUACACACGGGCAGUCAUUGAAUCUGACAGCUUGGUCUGUGUUGAGGCAAUUCGAAGUGCAGAAAGAUUUGCUUCUGGUUUCGGUUUAGUUGUGGAGGAGUGCAAAAAGAUGUUUAAAAGUUUGUCAAAUGUUUCAUUAUUCUUUGUUAAGCGUUCUGCGAAUUGUGCUGCGUAUUUUAUUGCCCGGCAUUCUAUUUCUUUAAUUGAACGUAUGUUCCCAAUUAACAGUGUUCCUGUGGAAUUGAUGUCUAUUCUGAAGAGCGAUUGCUCAAGUUAA